Branchiostoma floridae (Florida lancelet) is the source of this 5813-nucleotide messenger RNA. Its product is annotated as protein cordon-bleu-like. Gene Ontology annotation, molecular function: actin monomer binding. The record is from RefSeq and is a predicted model, not a curated record. NCBI's taxonomy places the organism in Eukaryota, Metazoa, Chordata, Leptocardii, Amphioxiformes, Branchiostomatidae. Gene Ontology annotation, cellular component: neuronal cell body; terminal web; actin filament. Gene Ontology annotation, biological process: actin filament network formation; actin filament polymerization. The transcript is spliced from 12 exons. The coding region runs from base 596 to 5098 and encodes 1500 amino acids.
AAAAAAGCAAAGAAGUGUUCCCGAAAACUUCAUUAGGACCCCCAACAGACCUCCUUAUCGAGGACACCCCCAGGACAGACGUUGCCAUCGUACCGAGUUAUGCUUCAUGCGGAGUCCACUGUCAUCUCACCAAACCUGGCGCUACAACCGGAUUUUGUUACAUACCUGCUAUCCCCUGCAAGGGAAGGGGUCUUGAGUGUAUAGAAACUCGACGAAUAUUGUGGCAGCCAGAUUUUUCAGUCGUUGGGUGGGGCACGUCGACCGAGAACAAAGUGGGACCGACACGAGCGAUUUCCUAACGGUGCGGUGUGGGGGAGUAGUCGCCGGUAGCCGGUACCCCUUCCACCCCUCGCACAACCCGGACGUGUGAACACUAUCCCCGUGUGCUGUUGAUGAAACAGGCUUGCAGAAACUCAUAGGACUGCUGUCAAGACAUAUGCACGAGAGGAAAAGGCUGGAAGAGACCGUACCGUCUAUCAGAAUUUCUCCCGGACACGGGUGGGGAGACCACCGUCCAGAAAACUGCUGAACACGCGAUAAACUGAGAAGCCGCUAUUCCGGAUAAACUCAACUUGUUGCAACAUUCUAAAGAACCAUGGAGGCUCCUGUUGUACCAAGGAAGAGAGCCCGUGCGCCCCCGCCACCCCCGGCAAGGAAACCCCACGCCAAAAUGAAUGGCAACAUGAACGGAAAUGUGAACGGAAAUGUCCGUCCCAGCAUUAACGGUAUGGGACCCGGGAAAGAGAACAGUCACAUGACCAAUGAGAAUGUGGACCCUGUGCAGGAGCUGGAUGGGUUCGUUGACCUGGAUGUGAUUUUACCUGGAGGAGAGGUCAAGACAACAAAGUUUAUGGCAAGCACACAUAUGAUGGACCUACUAGUCCAGAUAUGUGCCAAAUACAAGCGACAGUACCCCGGCCUCAGCCCCUCCUCCCAUACCAUGGUCAUCCCUCCCACCGAGGAAGGGGAGGUCAUCACCUACAUGCCCAGCACUCCCAUUGGCCGUCUUCCCGACGUGACGCAAGUCGUGGUCAGGCCGAAGAACGAAGUCGUCAGCGAGGAUCGUGACAGAUGGAAACCUGUACAACCAAAAGUACCGAGUGCACCAGAGAGAACGUUUCGACUGAUCGUGAACCUUCCCAUGAACCAGAAGACGUUUGUGCGAGUGAGUCGUAAGCUGACCAUCGCCGAGCUGUACCCUGUCAUCUGUGAGAAGUGUAACAUGGACCCUGCGCGCUUCGCUCUGCGAGAGGUGGACAAACCUGACGUAGUUCUGGACACAAACUGGACAAUAGAUGAUUAUAACAUGGCGGAAGUACUGGUGGUAGAUACCAGACCAGGAGGAGACCCAAGAUUUCAACCCUCUCCGUACAAGUCCCCGGUGAGACCCGUGUCUGCGUACAACGACGAAGUGGCCGCGUACAAACCCGCUCCACUGGAAAAGUCGCAGUCCAUGACCUCCCUCGGCUUCAAGGACAAAGUGAAGAAGUCCCUCUUUAGCUUCGGUGCCUUCAAGAAUAAGAGGAAGUUCAAAUUCCCCGGAUUUAAGAGUAGGAGAUCAACAGUUUCUGGAGAAAUUCCCUAUCAGCUUGGAGACUCCGCAUCACAGUCAUCUUCCAACCAGUACGCUCGGUCCACCAGUUUCCCUUCUACUACCCAGUCGCCCCCCUCCCCCACACGCAGCCUCCCGCAGACACCCCCUCAGCGAUCCCCCCCUUCUCAAGCGCCCAGCCCCCCUGUAGAGGCUGUAGAGAGGCGGAAGAAGAGACCCCCACCCCCUCCUCCCGGUGCGUCCAAGCCUGGCGCGGACUGGAGGCAUUCGUACGCGGGCGGAGAUACCACGCUGGAGAGAAACAGGAGGAAACCUGCACCGAGGCCGCCCCAGACUGCAGCCAUGGAGGCACCUUAUCGUGCUGCAGAGGCCAGCCCAACCAGGGAAACAGACAGUCAGGCAUCUUCUCCUGGUGCUGAGGCCAGCAUCGAGUUUAAUUCAGGUGAAAGUCUGACCCUACCGAGGUCCAAGCGACGAGCCCCACCCCCUCCCCCUGGUACCAGGUCCCCUGAGGUGGUCGAUGGAGACAUGUACCAGGAUGACAUCAACAUCAGAGGAUACAACACUUUGCCAACGAAGCCCCCUCGCCCCAUGAGCUACGCUGCCCCUGGUGACCUCAGCCUGGAAUACCGGCCUGCUUCCUUCGACAUCCCGCCGCCUCCAGACAUCCCGCCCCCCGACGUGCCCCCCUCCCCAUCACCCCGGGAGGAGGAGGAGAAGAUGGAGGAUGUAGAGGAGGAUGAGGAUGAGGCUGUUGCCAUGUUGACUGCUCCAUCAGAGUUUGGAGGGGCAUCCUCGGCAGGCACUUCGGAAGCCACCACCACACGAGCAGAGGAGGCGAUAGAUGUGGCAGAAGUGAACAUUGAUGCAGACUUCAAGGAAGAAGACAAUGUGGCAUCCAUGUCUUUUGGUGCAGAGAAGGCAGAAUCAGACAGUGGGGAUGACUCAGAUGACACAGGAUUUGUCACUGUGAGCACAGUCCAAUCAGAUGACAGGAAAACUUCUGACCAAUCAGCAAGCUCCUAUUCUGACCAAUCGGCUGUCAACAUCUCUGACCAAUCAGAGGACACAAAGAUAACUGUGGAGUCUCAUGCUGACCAAUCAAGAGAUGUGAAGCUGUAUGAAGAGUCAGCAGGUUCCUAUCUUGACCAACCAGCUGUCAAUACCUCUGACCAAUCAGAGUCCACUCAAUCAGAUCCAUUAGAGUUGGAAUACCUUACACAGAUGGUGGACAGUUUGACGGAAGGUUUUAGCUCUGAUGACUCUCCAAGUGUGAGUCACGGAAGUGGCCAGUUGGACUUGAAAGAAAUAACUGAAGAGACACGUGUUGAGGAAUCUCAUGCUUUGUCCCAGCCAGAGACUCUUGAAGUUGCUCCAAAUGUAGCUAAUGAAUCAGAUGAUGCAGAGCUUUCUUCACUAACUGAAAGUAGUGAGGAGAAAGUUGGAGUAGGUCGGGCAGAUUCCCCAUCAAUUAGCUCCCUAUCUAGCCUAUCAGAAUCCAACACAACACCUGACCAAUCACAGCAAAAGUCGCCAGAAGUUAGCAACCAAUCAAGAGAGGUUAUUCCAAAUGGACAUGUGGCUGGUGACCAAUCAAAGGUAUCGGUAGAAGUGAACCAAUCAAACGAGGCUGUUUCAAAUGGUCAGACAAUGUACGGCCAAUCAGAAGAAAGGGAAGACAAUAGCGUACCAGACUCUGAGGAAGUAGUGCUAAGAGAGAAGAAAGGACCACAGCAAGUGCGUGUUCGCUCUUUUAUCGAAGCUGAACACGAGGAAAAGAAAAUGUCCUCUCCUUCCCACCACAUCGUAAGCCUGGAGGGGUCAGUACGUGGGUUCAAAGGUCAUGUGAAAUCAAGAGUUGUAGACAUAGACUUUGAUAAAGAAGGGGAAGAAACUGAGAAAGCAGAAGAAGAAGAGACAGCCAUUGAAGAGAGUAGACCAUUACAGCAAACAGUCGAACACAGUGUACAAAAAGCUAGAGAUGAUGAGAGAGAACCUUUAAGAGAUGUUCGUAAAGAUUCUAGAGACGAAGGAAAGGGACAGGAGGAGAAAAAGCCUGAAACGAAGAGUUUUGUUAGUUUGAGUAACAUCAAGUUUGCUCACAAGCCUGACAGGUCUUCGAUCGGACUCACCAAUUUCCAAGUUCUUCCAGACAAUGCCAUCCCCGUGGAGAGGGUGGUUAGAAAACGUAGUACAUCGGUCGAUAAAGCCCCUGAGCCACAGGUUCAAAAGUCAGAUUCUUCUGUUAAAUCAGGACCAGUGGAAGUACAGAGGGCAGUAAGUCCUAUAAAUAAAGCCGGACCUCACGUAGACAUGACAAAGCUGCGCGAGCAGAUGCACAAAGAUAAAUCUGUUGAGGACUCACAGGAAGGUGGAACAGGUUCCCAGGAACCCCCUGCAGAGCCUAAGCCAGAAAAGGAAGUAAUAGUGUUCCCUCACACGGGUGAGCCUAUCAUAAAAACCGAGACUGUACGCAGAAACACUGCAGCGGAGAAGAGAGCGGUAUAUUUCUCGGCCCCGCGGCCGUUCAGUAGGUCGUUUGACAAGGAAGAAAAGGACGCUUCAAAAGAGGAGACGAAAGCCCACAAGCCAGCCCCACCUAUGAGAAGCGACAGCUUCUCCAAAAGUUCCAUGCACAAAUCCCCUCCGUUUACCCCAAGCUACCACAAAGUGACUUCUCCGACCCCUCCCCAGGGGAUAUCAGCGUACCAUGCUGUCCACCCUCCCCACCCCCUCAAGCCAUCCUCACCCCCCAAUGUUGCCUCCUCCCCUGAGGUGGAACCAAGGCCUCCGUGGGCAGUGGCAAACUCCGCCGCGCCGCCCGAUGUUAGGAUUAAACCAGCCUUUAUCGUCCCCCCUCCCCACCCUAUCAAACCCACCCCACCUGACACAACACAGGAGGACGGGUCCCGGAGACAAGGCUUCUACGCCUUUGGUGCGAAACUCAGGCCAGCUUCUGCCAACUACUCCUCCCACUUUGCUACGGAGACGCAGAGUACGGCCUCUGUGUUCAAGACGAAGUAUCGCCCGAGGUCGGAGUACCUUGAGACGGUGAAGCCGGUAGAUCCGGACGACGAGAGUUUCAGUCCAGCGGCCGCUGCGGGCUUGAGACCGGCAUCGGAGCGGAGGCUGAAGCCGCUGCCAAAGAAGCAACCCGACAACCCACACGAGCAACUCAUGACGGCGAUACGCGGCGUAGAAGCUACCGUUAAACUGCGGAAGGUCUCCAGCCCCGAGCCCGAUGUUUCGUUUGGCCGCGUCCUCGACAAACCACCGAGCACUCACACAAACGGUUCCUCCGCUGCCAACGGUAGUAGUGCGCCACCUCCACCACCACCCUCCUCACGACCGCCACCGCCGCCCUACGACCACGCUAUGGCGGCCAAAAGUCGGAGUUCCUCGUCUUCCACCCAAAAUUCUGACGAUGCAGUAAACGCACGUAGAGCUGCUAUGGAGGCCAUUAAGGCCGGAAACCUCAAUUCACGGUUAAAAAAGGUGUCUCCCAGGGAAAACACUUUCCAGGUGUCACCUGUGGACCUGGUGUAGCUGCAGGUGUCACACAGGUGUGCAGCAUGCACCUGGCCAGGUGAGGACCACACCCACUGGACUGCAGGGCCACUUUCUCCUUUCAUGACCAUUAUGUAUUCAUUGAUUUCAGUAAAUAUAACAAGAUUUAUAUUCUGUUAUAUGCUUGUGUAUUUGUAGUGAAGAGUUGUAUAUACAACGGCUAUCACUAUAAAGUGUAUAAACACAAUAUCAUACCCACUUGGUUAUAAUUGAUACUCAAUUCAAGCAAGCUGAAGUCACUGUUAUACUUGUAAAUGUAGUCUCGAUAAUGAGUAUUUUAAACUCAAGAUGUGAGCAAAUGAUUACGUAAAUCGUUAGUUAUUUAUGCUGCUUUGUAAGUUUUUCUUUUGGGCCACUUUGAAUUUCAAGAAUGUUAUAUAAUAGCAAGUUUAACCUGUCUAGUACAUGUGUAUAUAUAUGAAGACAGCAGAGAAAAAAUUUAAUCAUUAAUUUGUCAUCCUUACAUAGCAAACCGAUUUUUAUUAGUAAAGCUUAGCAUAUAUUCGAACCAUGGAAUUUAAAAAUAUUUGGUUGUAAUCCCUAUAUAUUAACUUUCUGUCUUGAAGCACUUUAAAGAAUCCUUUGACUUUCAAGGCCUUUACAGAAGGGAUGUUAUUCAUGCAUUAAGAGUAGGAAGGACUCUGCAAAUGAAAGUUGUUUUUGGUCCCUACUUGGAGUUUGAAUUACAAUUUAG